CUAUAUAAUCCAUUGUUGUCUCUGCUCCCCUCUUUCAAAAUCUUGAUUUCCUCUUCUCUUUCCGUGUUGGAAACCCUAGAAAUUUUAGGGUACCAGAGCUCGCUGAAUUAUUGCUUCCACGCCCUAGAUUUCUGCAGAUAAACCCUGUUUCUCUUACCCAUUUCCGUUUAAUUUCUCUCUCUGUACCGUGGAUCUGGAUUCCAUUCCCAAGUUCACCCCUUUAAUCGAAUUCAUUGCUUUAAUUGCACUCCAAAUCGGGAAAGUCUCGUAAGAUAUCGUCGAAAGCUUGAUCAAAUUGGAGCAUGAGAAGGGCUGACAAAGAAACCGAUGACAGGUUAUCGCCGUCGGCGACUGCUUCGACGUCGAUCACUGAGACAGUGAAUGGCUCACACGAUUUUAGGAUCACUGGGUACUCGUUGUCGAAGGGGAUUGGGAUCGGAAAGUACGUGACCUCCGAUACGUUCGUGGUGGGUGGAUUUUCUUGGGCAAUCUAUUUCUAUCCCGACGGGAAGAGCGUAGAGGACAAUGCUACCUACGUUUCUCUGUUCAUCGCUCUUGCGAGCGAGGGGACGGAUGUGAGGGCGCUUUUUGAAUUGACGCUUAUUGAUCAGAGCGGCAAGGAGAGGCAUAAGGUUCAUACCCAUUUCGGCAGGGCGUUGGAGAGCGGCCCUUACACCCUUAAAUACCGUGGAAGCAUGUGGGGAUAUAAAAGAUUUUUCAAAAGAACGGUUCUUGAAUCGUCGGACUACCUGAAAGAUGAUUGCCUUCAAAUUCAUUGUUGUGUUGGGGUUGUUAGGUCUCGGACCGAGGGGCCUAAGACCUACGCUAUAUCUGUACCGCCAUCAGACAUUGGCUUGCACUUUGGGCAGCUUCUGGAAAGUGGAAAGGGGACUGAUGUGAACUUUGAAGUUAAUGGAGAGACCUUUGCAGCUCACAAGUUGGUACUUUCUGCCCGGUCACCGGUGUUUAGAGCACAACUUUUUGGUCCAAUGAAGGAUCAAAACAUGAGCAUUAAUGUUGAAGAUAUGGAGGCCCCUGUUUUUAAGGCUCUCCUGCAUUUUAUAUACUGUGAUGUGUUGCCUGAUAUGGAAGAACUUACGGGUAUGAACUCAAUGUGGGCUUCAACCUUGAUGGCUCAGCAUCUACUCGCAGCUUCUGAUCGGUAUGGUUUAGACAGGCUUAGGUUGCUCUGUGAGGCUAAUUUGUGCGAGGACGUGACCAUUAAUACUGUUGCCACAACUUUAGCCUUAGCUGAACAACACCAUUGCUUCCAGCUGAAGUCUGUCUGUCUCAAAUUCAUUGCGUCGCCUGAAAACCUUAGAGCUGUCAUGCAGACAGAUGGUUUCGAAUACUUGAAAGAAAGCUGUCCUCGGGUCCUAACAGAACUGUUGGAGUAUGUGGCGAGGGUGAAUGAGCACCCCGCGAUUGCAAGCAAGCUGUUAAAAGAAGCUAUCCAAGAUGGGAGUGACACCAAUGGUAGGCGUGUGAAACAGAGACUAUAGUCGAUGCUGCCUUGUUGUAAACAUCAGCAAUGUAGCCAAGAAACCGAGAACUGAGGUCUAGCCAAAAUGCAUUUUUAGGGUUAGAAAUAUUUCAUCAGGUGCCACUAUUCUAGAUUAACAAAGCUGUAAAUUUAGGGUUUUCUUGUAAUGAUGAAAGCCUUAUAUUGUCCAUUUCUCUGUGUAGUAGGAUGAAAAUGUGCCUAAUCAUGUAAACUGGAAGCUUCAGAGUACAUAUAAUCUUUCUAUGGCCUAUAUUGACUAGAAUAUCAAAA
Molecule: messenger RNA, 1774 nt
Organism: Ipomoea nil (Japanese morning glory)
Lineage: Eukaryota; Viridiplantae; Streptophyta; Magnoliopsida; Solanales; Convolvulaceae
Product: BTB/POZ and MATH domain-containing protein 2-like
Exons: 4
Coding region: 303-1502 (399 amino acids)
Biological process (GO): protein ubiquitination
Molecular function (GO): protein binding
Source: RefSeq, a predicted model, not a curated record